AUGUCCGGCCUCUUUUUACGCUACGAAAUAUCUCGAUACACAUUCGUCCUCGCUGAUGGACGUCCGCCAAACUGCAACGAUACUGUGGUAGACUUCGGUGAUCUCAGUUUCUUUCCGCGCCAUGAUGAAAUCUCCAUCGUCAAUUGUUGCAACGGGUUGCUGCUAGGCCUCUUUACCCAAGGGAACAACCUUGCGGAAAUGCCUGAGAGUGACCACUUGCCAUUCUGGAUGUAUUCGAAGAGCCGCUAUUUGAAGGAAAACUCAUCCAAUGAAAACAUGAAUAUUGGCGUACCUUAUUAUUAUGUCCAUUUCAGUCUGGUGGCUUUUCAUCCUGAUUUCGAGGUCAUCUUACUUCUGACGAGUGACAUGAUUCUUUCCUAUCAUUUCAACAGCAUGGAGUUGGAGGUAUGGGUUUCAAAGCCCGACUACUUCGACACUGCCUACCCUUUCUCACCCUGUCUGGCAGAUUUCUACAGCUGUGAACAGCGCUAGGAAUUUUCUACUUUAUUUGCUUUUAAGUCUGUUUUAUUUUUAGUCCAUGAUGUCAUCAUCGAAAUGAGGAGAGGUUGAGCUCAAUGUUAUGGCAUUCUUGAUUAAGAGGUUUGUUAACAA
This is a messenger RNA of Magnolia sinica, 612 nucleotides long. RefSeq lists its product as uncharacterized. NCBI's taxonomy places the organism in Eukaryota, Viridiplantae, Streptophyta, Magnoliopsida, Magnoliales, Magnoliaceae. The transcript is spliced from 2 exons. The record is from RefSeq and is a predicted model, not a curated record. The coding region runs from base 1 to 492 and encodes 163 amino acids.